AUGCCCAAACCCUCUGGUAUCGAUCUCAAAAUCAUCGAAGCUUUGAACCAUAUCAUUGUUCAGCCCCAGUUACCCUGCCCUUUAAUCAAUGCAGUGGAUCGGUUACCAUCUUACUUUCCGCCCAACAUGGCUCAAUGGGUCCUAACCAAUCCGGAACUCGACACCUUGGAUAAUACAAUCCGCCUAUUAACGGAAAUCUUUGGUAUUCCCAUUGCUCAACAACGAAACCUCCCGUCAAGACAAUUCAAGACUGACUUUCAACCUAUUGCUCAGAAUCAUCCUAAACGUACUUAUAUUCCCGUCGAAGUUUUACAUUCAAGUUAUCUCGGUGCCAUGACUCCUCGUCUGUUGGAAAGAAUCAUCAUGAAAACCCACGCCUCGCCCAAUCUAUCCAAAACUGACUCAUAUUACAAUGUCCCUUUUGGUGCCUUUUCUCUUCACGAACAUUUCUCUAUCAAUGGCUCUGGAUCUAUCUCGAACGGAAAUUUACGUCUUUCAGUGCAAUCCUUGAUCCUACGACCGAAAUCCUUAUCGAAUUUAUGGCUUGAGAGUUAA
Molecule: messenger RNA, 555 nt
Organism: Phycomyces blakesleeanus NRRL 1555(-)
Lineage: Eukaryota; Fungi; Mucoromycota; Mucoromycetes; Mucorales; Phycomycetaceae
Exons: 4
Coding region: 1-555 (184 amino acids)
Source: RefSeq, a predicted model, not a curated record